AACUACAUUUAAUCGAGGUCCUGAGCGCGAACGAAGGUCGGCGCGUUGUUUGCAAGAUGGCAGCGUCUACAGCCCAGGUGCUUUCUCUGUAUCGCAAGCUUAUGAAAGAAAGCAAUAAAUUUCCCUCUUAUAAUUACAGGACGUACGCCUUGCGCCGGGUGCAGGAUGCCUUCAGGGCAAACCGGAGUGUAGAAGACCCUAAAAUGGUGGAGCAGCUCUUAAACCAGGGCAGGGACAACCUAGACAUGAUCCGGAGGCAGGUUGCCAUAGGCAAGAUGUACCCAACCCAGAAGACUAUUGUUGAGGGGUAGGGGUCGAAGAGGAACCACCGAUGGGCAUUGAUGGAGUGUCUCAGAACGAGAGGAAACGAUGCCCAAGAGACCAUGGGAGACGGAGCACUGAACCGCAACCUCACUUUACCUUUCACACAGAAGCUUUAUUUUCCAACGCCCUCAUUGGAUGGAUAGGGGGAAAGCCUAUGGGUUGAGCCUACUUUUUCCGACAUCAAAUUGUCCUUUAUCUCUAGACCAUUGUUCCCAACCCUCCACAUUUUUGUUCUAGCCCUGUACUGACACACAUGAUUCAACUAGACAGGGGCUUGCUGAUGUAGUUGAUUAUUUUAAUGUGUCAGUGCAGCCCUAAAACAAAAAUGUGGACUAUCUAGCGUUCCCCACGAGAGGGUUGGGAAACACUGCCCUAGACAUUUUGUGAUGGACUGUCUUAGAUCUGAAAGCAUCAGAUAGGCAUUAGAAAUAAUAGUAAUAAUGCCACCUAGCCUUUCGGUAGGCAAUAGAGAUUCUACCAUAUUGCUCACGUGUGUGUGUGUGUGUGUGUGUGUGUGUGUGUGUGGUGGGACGAGGCAAGGGGAUGGUUGAUUUCCGACUUGGCAACUGUGCAGCGUUGACGACGUAACGAUUGUCCUUGGUCACUAUAUACUGUACCCUCUUCACCAUACUACAAUAAUGAGCUUCUUUUGUGAUCUGUAAGAGUUGUAACAGUGCCACGGUGUACACACGGCCUUGAUUCCCUUGUUAUAUUUUUCUAUUGUGUGUUGUGUAUAUAUGAUUUGUCAUCAUGUAAGAUGGUGUAUAAACAGAUUAAAGAAAUGCAGAUCUGAAUCACA
Salmo salar (Atlantic salmon) is the source of this 1123-nucleotide messenger RNA. Its product is annotated as LYR motif-containing protein 4B-like. Lineage: Eukaryota; Metazoa; Chordata; Actinopteri; Salmoniformes; Salmonidae. Gene Ontology annotation, biological process: iron-sulfur cluster assembly. Gene Ontology annotation, cellular component: mitochondrion; L-cysteine desulfurase complex. The record is from RefSeq and is a predicted model, not a curated record.